Molecule: messenger RNA, 929 nt
Organism: Podospora pseudocomata
Lineage: Eukaryota; Fungi; Ascomycota; Sordariomycetes; Sordariales; Podosporaceae
Exons: 2
Coding region: 1-756 (251 amino acids)
Biological process (GO): ubiquitin-dependent protein catabolic process via the multivesicular body sorting pathway; protein targeting to membrane; protein targeting to vacuole
Cellular component (GO): ESCRT I complex
Source: RefSeq, a predicted model, not a curated record
AUGUACUCACAUACACCACCGGCGCCACCACCAAAGCCAGGAAAUCAUGAUACUAGUGGCAUGAGCACACCGGUGCUGGUGGGGCCGUCGUCACACACACCCCGCCCUCCGCCUCCGUUACCCGAAGCCGUCACAGCCGGCGGGCUGCACUCGGCAGAUGUCGGUGCAGCAGCAUUAAAUGGUGCGUUGGUCCAGGCCCAGGACAUCCCGGAUCCCGGAGACCAGUGGCUGCCCAAGUUCUUGCAGGAUAAAUCAAAGCAAGAUUUGGCCGAGAUAUUGUCGGACCCGGCACGCCUCUCGGCGCUCACCCACUCCCCUCAGACAGUCCACCCCUCUUUGGAAUCGUCUCAUGAGGCACUGCAGGUAGCACUAAGUGAAAACAUCGAGCGGGCUGCUCAGCUGCUCGAGCUCGAGGCGAGGCUGGCCCACCAGAGAUCAACAACACAGUCCCAGCUGCUGUCGACUCACGCACUGGAGAGACAGUGGCGGGCCAAACAGGCAGACAUGGACCAUGCGCUGGCUCCGUUCGCGCCUGCAAGUUUGUAUCAGCGUCUCAGUCAGGGGGUUCAGGAACAGGAAGGCGUUUGCUAUGCGCUGGAGGAGAGCUUUCUCGAGGGGGAAGGUGACGGUGCGCUGGCUACGGAGAGAGAGGUCGGUGAUUGGAUCAGGAGGUACAGAGAAGCCAAGAAGCUGUACUAUUUGAGACAGGAGAGGAAGGAGAGGUGGGACGAAGGCAGGGUUGGAGGGUGGAGGUGAACCUCGUCAUUUGCUUGCCCCCUCUAUCAACAGCAGUAGUAUUCUCGUUCCCGGUGUGUUCCGUGAGGGUAACCUAUCUCAAAUACAACUACAAAAACACUCCCAACACAUCACCGUUUGUGCCAUGCACUUCCCCAAGCCCUGAAAACCCCCAAUGUCUAAUCCACUUCUAG